AUGGCUUCUGCAGUCUGGGGAAGUGCCCCCUGGUGGGGCCCGCCGCCUCCAGCCCCAGCCCGCCCGCUCACUGACAUCGACUUCUGCUCUGGGGCGCAGCUGCAGGAACUAACCCAGCUUAUCCAGGAGCUGGGUGUGCAGGAGAGCUGGAGUGACGGGCCCAAGCCUGGGCCAGACCUCCUCCGAGCCAAGGACUUUGUUUUCUCUUUACUUGGUCUUGUUCACCGCCGGGAUCCCCGCUUUCCUCCCCAAUUAGAGCUUUUGCUGCUUCGUGGCGGAAUUCGCGAGGGCUCCCUGGAUCUGGGGCCUGCACCCCUAGGGCCCUACGCCCGGGGACCUCACUACGACGCCGGCUUCACACUCCUGGUGCCCGUGUUUUCUCUAGACGGCACUGGGCAGGAGCUGCAACUGGACAUGGAAUCCUGUUACGCCUGGCUCUGCCUUCCAGAACUGAUGCAGGGGACCUCGGUCAGAGAGGCAUGGCAGGACUGCCUAGGACCCCCAGUCACAGGAGAACUUGAUUCGACCCACCAAACCCAAAGCGAAGAAAGUCCCAAGGACCAGCAAAGCUCCAUGGACGAGCUGCACAGUUACAUCACUGAGCCCGAGUCGCAUGUGUCUUUGGAAAAAUCACCUAGUAACAGUUCGAGGCCCGAGUCGCCUCGGCAAGAUGUAACUGAUCUUGGCUUUCCUGCACUGCUGAAAAAACUGAAUGGUGAUGUCACCAAAGCAGCUAUGGAUAAUUCAGUCCCAAAGCCGUCGGAGGCUCCGGAGGCAUGGCCCACAUUGUGCCCUGCCAAGGUGGCUGCGUGGUUCUUUGCUACGCUGGCCGAGGUCGCCGAGUCCCUGUUCCCAGUCCCAGGUGCCCCGCGCUUGGUCCACGCAGCCCGCCACGCGGGGUUCACCACCGUCCUCCUGGCUACGCCAGGGCCCCCACGCCGCCUCCUGCUUUUCGACUUGAUCCCUGUGGUGUCCGUGGCUGGUUGGCCCGAGGGGGCUCGGAGCCACUCGUGGGCUGGCCCGCUGACCUCCGAGUCGUCCUCCUUCUACCUGGUGCCCGGCAGCGGCAUGGAACGGCCGGGAGCUUCCGGCUGGCAGCUGUGCUUUGCCCGCCAGGAGCUGGCGCUCAAGGCGCGUAUACCCGCUCCGCUACUGCAAGCGCACGCGGCUGCCCAGGCGCUACUGCGCCCGCUGGUGGCCGGGACCCGGGUCGCGGCGCCCUAUCUUUUGCGGACGUUGCUCUACUGGGCUUGUGAGCGACUGCCCGCCCUCUAUUUGGGGCGGCCUGAAAAUGCGGGCGCCUGCUGCCUCGGGCUGCUGGAUGAGCUGGGGCGUGUGCUCGAGGCUGGGACGCUGCCCCACUAUUUUCUGAGCGGCCGAAAGCUGUGUGCGGGGCACGGUGCCGCUGCAUUACUCUUGGCAUUAACCCAGCUUCGUGGGGACCCUGCCCGGGCCCUGUGCGCCGCGGUGGAGGAGGCCAAGGCUGCGCGCAAGGGAGGUGGUUUAGCUGGCGUGGGGGGCGGGGUCCAUUAA
Molecule: messenger RNA, 1533 nt
Organism: Pteropus alecto (black flying fox)
Lineage: Eukaryota; Metazoa; Chordata; Mammalia; Chiroptera; Pteropodidae
Gene: TMEM102
Product: transmembrane protein 102
Exons: 2
Coding region: 1-1533 (510 amino acids)
Source: RefSeq, a predicted model, not a curated record